AUGACGCUCCGCGAAGAGUUUGCUGGGGAUGUCCCAUUUAGGUUUAGUGUAAGCCCCGUGACAGUUGAUUGGCUCAGAUGGGUAAUCACGUGCGGUGGAGGGCCGCCUGGGCAACUAGUGCCCAACACCCCCCCACGCGCCAACUGGAAGCGAGUGUCGAUAUGCUUGCUGCGUGCCGUGAUCGCGGCAACGGUAGCUAGGUCGAUUGAACCUUUGUUAUCUGCCCUGAUAGGCAAGGGGUCCUUUGCUGUAACGAAUCCUAGUUCCAUCAUCAUAUUGCGCAACCACGUUGCUUCGCGUACUGCUUCGCUAAGUGCCACGUAUUCUGCCUCAUUUGAACUUAAAGAAACACAAGGUUGUUUGGACGAACGCCAUGAAAUUGGUGCACCUGCUAACUUGAAUAUGAAGCCUGAAGUAGAUUUGCGUUCGCCGUUCAACGGUCCUGCCCAAUCCGAAUCUGUAUAA
Molecule: messenger RNA, 465 nt
Organism: Histoplasma mississippiense
Lineage: Eukaryota; Fungi; Ascomycota; Eurotiomycetes; Onygenales; Ajellomycetaceae
Exons: 4
Coding region: 1-465 (154 amino acids)
Source: RefSeq, a predicted model, not a curated record